AUGUCUUUUCAGUUCGUCGACAAUGCUGCAAUUGAUGACAAGACCAGAAAAUUGAUACGCAGUCACGCUGCCAAGGGCAAGAGUGCUGGCAAAGGACGUGCCCGAAGAAGACCGCACCAAACCCCAGAGCAGCCAACGCGCGACUCGAGGGAUGCCAACACCCAGCUGGAAUGUGUAGACACGUCUCAGGAUGAAAAUCUUACCCUCGAGCGACCUUGGUACGAUGGUGUUUCCCUAUUGGGCGUGUCUUUUCAGAUGAGCUCUAGAACCAAGAAUCAAUUCAGUCGAGGUGACGACUCCCGUUCCCGAUCAAUCUGCUACUGUAAAUUCUGA
This is a messenger RNA of Pestalotiopsis fici W106-1, 333 nucleotides long. RefSeq lists its product as uncharacterized. NCBI's taxonomy places the organism in Eukaryota, Fungi, Ascomycota, Sordariomycetes, Amphisphaeriales, Sporocadaceae. The transcript has a single exon. The record is from RefSeq and is a predicted model, not a curated record. The coding region runs from base 1 to 333 and encodes 110 amino acids.